UGGGCAGUCUGUCCUGGCUGACUAGAAGAGUCUAGGAUGGCUGCAUCCGGCUCCUACCGUCUGCUGGUCGAGGGGUCUUGGGGCUGGAAUCCUCCGAUGAACUUGAGCACAGGGCUGCAGAUGUACUUCCAGAGACGGAGUACGCCAAGCUGCAAGUGUGAGGUCUACCAGCAGCCCGGGAGCCCGCCGCACUUCAUGGUGCUCUUCGAUCGGGAGGAUGUUUGGCUGAAAGUUCUGGAGGAAGAAGAUCAUGAGUUCCUAUGGUCUGGAAUAGGAAGAUUCAAGUUAACUGUCCGGUUGCCCACUGACUUUGAUGAAGCUCCAGUGUCAAGAGGUGUGGAGACCAUGGACUGGACCCUGAAGGAUGACUUUCAGCAUGAGGAGAAAGGACACACCUUGAAGGAAUUUUAUCCUGUGGACCCAUUUGAGAUUAAUGAGACCUUUGUUGAACCUAUGGAAACUACAUUCAAAAACACCUGGCCCGAUGUAGUUUACCAGCCCAAGAAAAAAUUCCUUCCCCAAGCACCCUUCAUGAGCGAUUUAACAGCAGCAGUCCAAUCUGUACAAAUAUCACAGAAACAGACAGGAGGCCUAAGGAUGCUGUUGGUGAAAGGAGAUGUGCAGAAUGCUAAGACCCAGGUCAUUGUCAAUUCCGUUCCCUCGGAUCUUAGGCUCAAUAGAGGGCCCCUUUCUCAGGCCCUCUUGGAAAAAGCUGGACCAAAGUUCCAGGAGGAGCUGGACGCCGCUGGACAAAGGGUCACUGUACGCUUGGGCACAAUUCUCCAAACCAGUGGUUGUAACCUGCACUGUCACUGUGUGCUUCAUGUGGUGACUCCAGACUGGAGAAUUAACAGCACACUUUCACACAAGAUCAUGGAAGACAUAAUCAGAGGCUGUUUGGAGAUCACUGAGAAAUUAUCUUUACAAUCAAUUGGAUUUCCAGCAAUAGGAACAGGAAAUUUGGGAUUUCCUAAACCUUUAUUUGCUGAAUUAAUCAUUUCAGAAGUGUUGAAAUUUAGCAGCAUGAAUCAACUGAAAUCUUUACAAGAGGUUCAAUUUCUGUUGCACCCAAAAGAUCACAAAAAUAUUCAGGCAUUUUCAGAUGAAUUGGCCAGGAAGAAUAUUGUAAAUCUUAGUGAUAAAAUUCCCAAGACUGAAGAUAUACAAGGACAGCUUCACUAUGGCCCUGAACUUUUAGGCUCAAAUGUUCUUCCUCCCUCAGCUUUCCAAGUAGCUGGGACUGCAGGUCUCUAUAGGGCUGUUUCCAACCCUGCUUUAGAGGUGCAUGAAAUGGAGAUUGGACCCAUCCUCUUCCAGGUGGCCUCUGGAGACAUCACCAAAGAAGCAGCAGAUGUGAUUGUAAAUUCUACAUCAAAUACAUUUAACCUCAAAUCAGGGGUCUCCAAAGCAAUUUUAGAAGGUGCAGGACAUAAAGUGGAAAUGGAAUGUUAUUUGAGAGCUCAACAGAUCAACAAUGGGUAUAUAGUUACUGAAGGUGGAUCAUUGAAGUGCAAGAAAAUUAUUCAUGUUAUUGGUGGAAAUGAUGUCAAGAGAUCUGUUUUCAGUGUGUUGCAAGAGUGUGAAAAGCGGAAAUACUCAUCCAUUUGCCUCCCAGCCAUUGGAACAGGAAAUGCCAGACAAGGCGCAGAGAAGAUUGCUGAAGCCAUAAUUGAUGCCAUUAAAGAAUUUAGCCAAAAAGGGUCAGUCCAGUCUGUUAAAAAAGUUAAAGUUGUUAUCAUUCUGCCACAAGUACUGACCAUGUUUUGUGCCAGCAUGAAAAAAAGAGAAAAGUUUCAGGUGUCUCCCCAGCCAUCUGUGAUGUCUAGCAUUAAACUUGAAAUCCCUGCACACUGGAGUGACAUGAAGCAACAGGAUUUGUGUGUGGUCCAGCUGCACCCUGGUGAUCCAGAAUACAACACUGUGGCCAGAAAGUUUAAUGAGACCUGCUCACGCUGUCAUAUAAAGAAGAUUGAAAGGAUCCAGAAUCCAGAUCUCUGGAAUUGCUACCAAGCAAAGAAAAAAACCAUGGAUGCCAAGAAUGGCCACAAAAUGAAUGAGAAGCAACUCUUCCAUGGGACAGAUGCUGGCUCAGUGCCACAUGUCAAUAAAAAUGGCUUCAACCGCAGCUACGCUGGAAAGAACGCUGUGUGUUAUGGAAAGGGAACCUAUUUUGCUGUAAACGCCAAUUAUUCUGCCAAUGACACAUACUCCAGACCAGAUGUAAAUGGGAAAAAGCAUAUGUAUUACGUACGUGUGCUCACUGGAUGUUUUACAAGAGGACACCGGUCGUACAUUGUGCCUCCUGCAAAGGACCCUCAAAAUCCUACUGUCCUCUAUGACAGCGUUGUAGAUAAUGAAGCUAAUCCAACAUUAUUUGUGAUAUUCUAUGACUACCAAGCCUACCCAGAGUACCUUAUUACUUUUAGAUGCUAACAUUUUGGGGUUCCUUCCCAAAAGAUGUGUUCAUUUGUAAGACAACCAUUUUUCUUUCUUAAUAGCUUUUUCUAAGAUCAAAAGAUCCUUCUUUGUUGCUGAAAUCAGGUACCUGAGUUUCUCUUUCAUAGUAAAAAUGAACCAAUCUUGAGAGCUAAUAAAUUUAAUUAUUUAAAUCAGACACCACAGUUAGAACUGUGUGUCCACAAAUGUGGCCAUCAAAUCUGUGAGGAAAGAACGGUUUUCUAUUUUCAGGAAGAAGAGAAAGCACAGCCAUGCAAUACCAGCUGCCACUUGUGGAAGGGAAUAGCUGGAAUCACGUCAGGGUGCCAAAGUACUGUGGGGAGCUCAGUAUCACACUGUGGGUAGGGCUUGAACAGAUUCCAUACAAUGAGCUUCAUUCUUCACAAACUGCCCAUGUGUGUGGGCUGGACAGCUCCAGCCAAGACUCUGGGACUACAGUGCACUUGCCCCUUGCACAAAUCAUCUCCUAAAGUGCAGCUUGUGGUCUGGGUGAAUUGUCCCAUGGAACCAUGCAGCACAGAAGCCCUGGCUCUAAUUGCCAGAGGGUUCUUUCUAAUGUUGAACCCAAAUUUGCCUCCUUAUGUCUAUUCAUUAGUCUUCAUGCAUCUCUGUGAAAACACUGGGAUGAUGCCUGCUACAUCUUCAAUGGAAAUCCUUCUACUGUGUUAAAAUUAAUGAACUCUGUGGUUAUUAAAUAAUGUUUUUCCCUUGACACCCAAACUUUUGAUGAUUUUAAAGUCUUGUGUAUAAAAAAAGCAAAGGAACUAAGUGAUCAUGUUACUAAUAUGCUAAUUCAGUAUGUAUUGGAUGGCAAAGUUGUUCUUUUUUUUAAUUCCUCAGCUAAAGUUCAUGUUCAAACACCAUUUUAUUGAGCACCUAGAUUGUGCCAGGUCAUAAAAAGGUGCUUUUACAUGCAUUAUUUUAUUC
Castor canadensis (American beaver) is the source of this 3384-nucleotide messenger RNA. RefSeq names its product poly(ADP-ribose) polymerase family member 15 (gene Parp15). Gene Ontology annotation, biological process: negative regulation of gene expression; protein poly-ADP-ribosylation. Gene Ontology annotation, cellular component: cytoplasm; nucleus. The record is from RefSeq and is a predicted model, not a curated record. Gene Ontology annotation, molecular function: transcription corepressor activity; NAD+ poly-ADP-ribosyltransferase activity. NCBI's taxonomy places the organism in Eukaryota, Metazoa, Chordata, Mammalia, Rodentia, Castoridae.